This is a messenger RNA of Penicillium arizonense, 1785 nucleotides long. RefSeq lists its product as uncharacterized. The transcript is spliced from 3 exons. The coding region runs from base 1 to 1785 and encodes 594 amino acids. The record is from RefSeq and is a predicted model, not a curated record. Lineage: Eukaryota; Fungi; Ascomycota; Eurotiomycetes; Eurotiales; Aspergillaceae. Gene Ontology annotation, biological process: amino acid transmembrane export from vacuole.
AUGCUGUCCUCUGUAUUUGCCGCAUUUCAGUCUCCGACACCCGAGGGAGUACAACAGCGACCCCCGCGGUAUGCCGGCGAGGACACAACCCCCACGAGCCGCCGGGAGAUCCUUGGGUGGUACUCGUACGGGAUUGCGGCUGAGGUGUUCGCGGUGUGUGGCGUAGGAUCAUUCCUUCCCCUCACCCUCGAACAACUGGCCCGGGAACGCGGCGUCCUACAGACGAGUCGCGAAUCCUGUGUUGGAGCAUCAUCCGGAAAUAGCACGCAGGAUGCAAGUGGCCAGUGUGUGGUACCUAUCUUGGGCCUGGAGAUCAAUACGGCCAGCUUUGCCAUGUAUACUUUCUCUUUGGCAGUGCUCAUCCAGGCGUUGACGUUGAUAUCGUUCAGCGCUCUGGCGGAUUAUGAAAACAACCGCAAGACAUUGCUGAUGUUUUUCGGAUUCGCGGGAUCGAUAGCUAGCAUGUUAUUUGUGUUCAUCGCGCCGCCCGUAUAUAUUCUGGGUGCAAUCUUGGUCGUCGUCGGCGUGACCUGUCUCGGUUCCUCAUUUGUCGUGCUCAAUUCUUUCCUUCCGGUGCUUGUCGCAAACGACCCGUCACUCCAGGACGGUAAAGCCAACGAAGGGGCGGAACUUUCGAGCUUCGACCGCGAAGACUCGGAUUGGAAUGCAUGGGGUGACAAUGAUAGCUUGGAUGGACUAAAUCCUUCGGGCGCGCAAGCGCAAGGCUCGCCGGAAGGUGGCGAGCACAAGGCUCCAUCGUCAUCUUCGCCAGAGCUGCAGCUGUCCACCAAGAUCUCGUCCAAGGGAGUCGGUCUCGGGUAUUGUGCAGCGGUAUUCGUGCAAAUAAUCAGUAUCGUGCUGCUCAUCACACUAUCCAAGACCUCGCUCGCCAAGGUAUCGGCAACGCUUCCGAUGCGCUUCGUAUUGCUGCUAGUCGGCAUCUGGUGGGCUGCAUUUACCUUCGUGUCUCGCCAUUUGCUGCGGGCUCGCCCGGGGCCACCCCUGGACGUCUCCACCUCUGGAGGCAAAUGGCGGGCAUGGAUGGGACUGGUCAGAUUCGCGUGGAAGUCCCUCUGGCAAACCGUCAAAGUUGCUGUCAAGCUGCGCGAGGUGCUUCUUUUCCUGGUUGCCUGGUUUUUGAUCUCCGACGCGUUGGCCACCGUCUCUGGGACAGCGAUCCUAUUUGCACGCACCGAACUGCAUUUAAGCACGCCAUUAGUCGGACUCUUGUCCAUCACCGCCACGCUGUCGGGGAUGGCGGGCGCAUUUCUGUGGCCCCACGUCUCGCGAUACUUCGGACUGCAGUCGAAUCACACGAUUAUCCUGUGCAUGGCACUAUUUGAACUGAUUCCUUUGUAUGGCUUGUUGGCUUACAUCCCCUUUAUACAAAAAUGGGGCGUGAUUGGAUUACAACAGCCAUGGGAGAUUUUCCCCCUGGCAGUUGUUCACGGAGUUGUUGGGGGUGGCCUGGCCUCGUACUGUCGAUCUUUCUUUGGACUUCUCAUUCCCCCGGGGAACGAGGCUGCAUUCUAUGCCCUGUACGCCGCGACCGACAAGGGGAGCUCCUUUAUUGGACCGGCGAUUGUGGGUGUAUUGGUGGAUGCGACCGGGCAAGUCCGCAGCGGCUUUUUUGUCAUCGCCAUUUUGAUUCUUAUGCCAAUUCCACUAGUGUGGAUGGUGAAUGCAGACAAAGGCCGAAAUGAAGGUUUGGCUAUGGCUGAGACCCUGAAGUCACAUGGACAGGAAGAGGAGGCAGAGGGGCUUCUAAGGAAUGAAACAGACUAA